Molecule: messenger RNA, 7637 nt
Organism: Malaclemys terrapin pileata
Lineage: Eukaryota; Metazoa; Chordata; Testudines; Emydidae
Gene: AASDH
Product: aminoadipate-semialdehyde dehydrogenase
Exons: 17
Coding region: 194-3703 (1169 amino acids)
Biological process (GO): amino acid activation for nonribosomal peptide biosynthetic process
Molecular function (GO): protein binding
Source: RefSeq, a predicted model, not a curated record
CCAAUCAAAGGUGGCGCAUUGCUGUUGUCGGGGCGAGCCUGGGGCGCUCGAUGGCGUCGCGGCGGCCCUGGAGGGCGGAGAGCGCAGCUCAUGCAGAAUUUCAGCUUGAUGACAUUCAACAUAUGUGGACAAUUGUGAUUCAAAAAUAACUGAACUUGUGCAAUUAUAAACAUGUAGAAGAGUUUGUCGUCAAAUGUUUAGAAGUAGGAUCUAUGUAACCUUCAUAACAGGGACUGAAGAUUAUGUACUUAAAAUGACUCUUCAGGAGAUGGUGCAUCAGGCAGCCAGCCUGUAUUCUGAUAGAAAAGCAGUAUGUUUUGAUGAAUAUGAUGAUAAACCUCCAGUUUUCUACACUUACAAGGAGGUUGUUAGUCUCGCCACAGAAUUAACAGUUUUCCUGCAAAACUACUGUGAUCACAGAGGAAGGUUUGAAAUAGGCCUUUACUGCUAUCCUGGAAUAAAUUUACCAUCUUGGAUUUUAGGAUUUAAUGGCAUUUUCUCCUGCACGUGCUCAACUUCACUGAUGAAAGCAAAAAAAACAAAUUUUUGCCUUGUUAGAAUCCUCCAAGUUCCAGCUGCAUAUUCUCCUCUUGAUCCAGAUGCACCACCAGUGUUAUCUAACUAUUUUAUGAAGAAAUGUAACCUCCGGUAUAUCCUUGUUGAGAAUGACAAAAUAAAUAAAUUCAAAAUAUCCCACGCUGGCUGGUUUUACCAGAGUUCUUUUGCAAUAGAUGAUGUUGGUUUAACUCUUUUUCAAAUUAAUUGGGAUGAUGUUGAUGUAAAUCUGCUGUUAGAUGGCGCAGAAGACAAAAAUGGACUCUCCAAAGUUGCAAGUAAUUUGGAGACAGAUUAUGUAGCUGACCUGGACCAACUUAAAUCAAAGACAUCACAAAGGGGGUACACGGAUGUCAGGCAGCAACAUUCUUUGGCAUACAUCUUGCAUACAUCCGGAACUACAGGGAUCCCCAAAAUAGUCAGAGUACCUCAUAAAUGUAUUGUGCCAAAUAUUCUUCAUCUUCAAUCCCUAUUUAAGAUCUCACCACAUGAUAUGCUGUUCAUGGCCUCACCUCUGACAUUUGAUCCAUCUGUAGUUGAGUUGUUCGUUGCUCUGACAAGUGGAGCCUCUCUGCUUAUAGUACCAAACCCCAUAAAAAUGAUGCCUCUAAAGUUGUCUGCUGCUCUUUUUCACCGUCACAGGGUGACAGUAUUGCAGGCAACACCAACAUUUCUCAGACGAUUUGGAGCUCAACUUAUUAAGUCAACUGUGUUGUCUGCCAGUUCUUCACUCCGUGUCUUAGCCCUCGGUGGAGAAGCAUUUCCUGCACUGAAUGUCUUGAGAAGCUGGAAGGGCAGGGAAAACAAAACACAUGUUUUUAAUCUCUAUGGCAUUACAGAAGUAUCCAGCUGGGCCACAUGCUACAGGAUUCCUGAAGAAGUUCUUAGCUCUGAUAUUCGAUUUGAUUCCCCUGUACCACUGGGAUCACCACUGCUUGGAACAACAGUUGAAGUCAGAGAUGCCACUGGUUCUGCAGUUCUAGACGGAGAGGGACAAGUUUUCAUAGGUGGUAAAGAACGAAUCUGCUUCCUUGAUGAUGAAGUAACUGUCCCUUUGAACACAAUGAGAGAAACAGGGGACUUUGUAAGAGUGAAGGAUGCAGAGAUGUUUUUCUUAGGACGGAAGGACAAUCAGAUUAAACGUCAUGGCAAACGUCUUAAUAUUGAAUAUGUACAGCAGGCUGCUGAAGGUCUUUGUCAUGUGGAAGCUUGUGCAGUGACAUGGUAUCGACAGGAAAAGUUAAUCUUGUUUGUUGUACCUAAAGACAACUUAGCAAGAGACACUCUUAAGGAACUCCAGAAACAUCUCCCAACCUACGCAAUCCCUGAUGAACUUGUGCUGAUAGAAACUUUGCCUUUCACAUUGCAUGGCAAAAUUGAUGUUUCUGAGCUGUGCAAGAUUUACAGUAACCAUCUAAAUUCCAGAAGGCAUGACAGUAAGCUGAGCGGAGCAGAGGAAUUGUGGGAAAGAUUGCAGUAUUUAUGGAAGUCUCUCCUGAGUCUUCCAGAUGAUUCACCAAGCAUUUCCAAAGAUUCACUGUUUCUGUACAGUGGUGGAGAUUCCUUGAAGUCACUACGGUUUCAUGAUGAGAUUGAGAAUUUGGCAGGCAAGGCCAUUCCUGGACUCCUGGAAGUUAUUCUCAGCAGCUCCAUUGCUGAGGUUUACCGACAUGUUCUUAAAGCUGUAUUCCCAAGUGAGGACCAAAUAAUGAAUCAUAACACUGUGAAAAGAAAACUGAAUGAAAGCAGUGGAGGGGAAUUCCAUGGAGAACACACACAACCAAAAUCUAGAAGGUACUUUAAUGCUGCUGCAGGAUUGAUUGCAUUUAUUGCACUAAACCGAGGAAAUCGGAUGUCGUCGAUGACUUCCCCUGAGUCUCUUAUGAGACCAUAUAAUGCAGGACAGGCAGGAACAGAGUUAAGACAACAAGCAUCUUGUUCAUCUGGUGUAACUUCUAAUUCAAUGAAAUAUGAAGUGACAGAGAAUAAAUCUGAAAAGAGCAGAAGCCGUCCAAAAAAUUCAAGCAAGACAAAUGAAACAGGUACUCAUUCUGUAGAACAAGCUCCUUCAGAAAUGCCUGAGAAGCUGAUAUUACAUGUAAGAUGGAAGUCAAAUAUGGGCAAAUGUGUAGAUGCCUCCCCAUUAGUUAUAAUACCAGCCACGGAUGAUUUAUCAGCAACUGUAUACGUUGGGUCUCAUUCUCACACAAUGCAGGCAAUUGAUUUACACUCAGGAAAAAUCAAGUGGGAGAGAAUCCUUGGAGAUCGUAUUGAGUCCUCUGCAUGUGCGUCUAAGUGUGGAAACUUCAUUAUUGUUGGCUGCUAUAAUGGUUUUGUGUAUGUACUCAGAAGCGAUAAUGGGGAAAUACACUGUAUCUUUACCGCAGAAGAUGCUGUGAAAAGCUCUGCAGUUGUGCAUCCUUCCACUGGACUAGUCUACGUUGGAUCGCAUGACCAGCAUAUAUAUGCUUUGGAUAUUUAUAAGGAGGAACGUGUCUGGAAGCUGCACUGUGAAGGUGGAGCUGUGUUUUCAUCUCCAUAUCUAAGUAUCUUGCCAGAUCACCUGUAUAUUGCUACACUAAGAGGACUUUUAUUGGCUGUAAAUCCAGAUACGGGUAAUAAGAUCUGGAAAAAUUCCUGUGGAAAACCCCUCUUCUCCUCUCCUCACUGCAAUGAGCAGUAUGUGUGCAUUGGAUGUGUGGAUGGGAAUGUGUACUGUUUUAGCCACUCAGGAGAAAAGGUUUGGCAGUUUUCCACCAGUGGACCAGUCUUUUCAUCCCCAUGUAUCUCAAGUUUAACUAAGCAAGAAAUAUAUUUUGGUUCCCAUGACCGCUUUAUCUACUGCUGUAAUAUGGAAGGUAAUUUACUGUGGAAAUUUAAAACCACUUCAAGUGUAUAUGCAACUUCCUUUAUUUUCCAUAGUCAUGACUUGGAGAGUGAAACGCUGCUGGCAGCAACAUCCACAGAUGGCACAGUGUGGGUCCUGAAUGCUAAGACUGGAUUGGUAACAGGUGUCAAUAAACUUCCAGGAGAAGUAUUCUCUUCCCCUGUAGUAUGUGGAUCAAGGCUCGUUGUUGGCUGUAGAAAUGAUUAUGUUUAUUGCCUAGAUUUGUGUAUCGCUGAAGAAACAGCUACUAGGAUGUGUUAAUCUGCUUUAUCUCUAGUGUUUACACUUGGACAUUAAGAACAUCCUUAAAUUGUACUUUAAAGCACCCCGGCCUGUAGGUGCUGCUCUUGGCCCAUUCUACUUUUGUAAAAUGUAUCAUGUUUGCUUUGCAAACUUCGUUAGUUAACAAUUUUGCACCAACAGGCAUGUCUAUGCUGCAAUAAAAGAUGUGUGGCAGCGAGUCUCAGAGCUUGGAUCAACUGACUUGGACUUGUGCUGUGGGGCUAAAAAGAGCUCUUUUUAGUCCCGUAGCGGGAGCUCGAGUCAGUUGACCCUGGGCUCUGAGACUCGCUGCCGCUGAUGGUUUGUUGCAGAGUCAAUGUACCCAUUGUCUUGUCUGGACUAGGAAAAAUGUGUGGUUUUCUUUUAAAAUUUUGCCUAUGUGCUGUUUAAAACAUGAUAGUGCUUAGUGGCAAAAGUGUGUAAUACUUUUUAAAAAUGAUACGUGGUCAUGGACAACAGUAAACUCCCCCCAAUCAUGACCUCUGGACACAUUUUUAAGGUGUUAGCUAGCACCAAUAUUCACCUAGUGUAGACACUAACAUGUUUUCAAAGUCAAGCUAUUUUCCUAAUCAAGAGAGGGCACUUGACUUAAUGAUUGCUCAGCAUCAUGUGUCUGAUUUAAGCUGAAUUUUGGUGAAAAAUAAAUGUGUUCACUCUGACAUAACUGUUUCUGGCAAUUCAUAUUGAAUUUUGUGCCAUAUGUCAUGUCUAGCAUGGAAAUUUGCUUGUCUGUUUGGUCUCAAGUUUUCCAGUAUUUGGUUUGGCAAUUUAGUCUUUUUAUUGAAUGUAUUAACAUAUUUUGUAAAUAGAUAACUGUGUCUCAGUGUGCCUACUGCACAUGCAUAGACUGAGGUGCUCUGCCCCUCCAAGCACCUUUGCCUUGAGGUUGCUAUCUGUUGUGGGGAAUCCUUCAGUGCUGAUUAUUCUAUUCUAUAUAGGAUUUUAAAAUGCGUUCGGGGGAUGCAGCAGUGCCUGGGCUAGCCCCGCGGGGGGGCAGGGAGGGAGUGCCACCCAGUUCUGCUCUGUCCCCAGCCUCGGGCCGCAGCUCCGCUCCUGGCCUCUGGCCCCGCUCUCAGCUCUGACUCGGAGGGGAAAGGUGGCAGACAGGUAAGGGGGGGACAAGAAGUGGGAAGUUUGGGGACCACUGCCUUACAACUUAAUCUUUUUACGAUAUCUAGGGAAGCUGACCUAACUUGCAAGAAUAAACUGAAUCUUCAUUUUUACACAGUGAUCUAUGUCCAUUAGUAAAUGCUUAGCCCAAAAAUAGUUGAUCUGAACAUUGUGAAGUUUACACUGGAACCCAUUCCAAAAUUAUAUGAUUGUUAUAAGCCCUUUUAAGCCCAUGUUUGAGUUUAAAGACAGGAAUAGUCUUAUAGAUAUCAGUGGGUAUGUCUACAUAGCAUUUUGGAGCAAGCCCUAGCCUGGGUCAACAGACUGUGCCUAGAGGGGCUUGCAGUAACACUCUAAAAAUAGCUGUGUAGACAUUUUUGAUCUAAGCCAGGCAUGGCCAAACAGCAACUCGCGAGCCACGUGGCUUUUUUAGCAUUAGUAUGGCGUGCUGGGGCUCGGGCUUUUAGCCCUGCAGGAGGUGCCCAGACUCAGGGCUUCAGCUACACAUGCACAUUAUAACAGGAAAUUGCAUCACGCAGGGCUGUGCGGACCUUGUAUGCUUGGGAUAUCCCUGCUUUCUGCACAAAGUCUGUGUUUACUGUUAAGUCGGAUUUCAAUAGUUCUGAGUGAUGAUCUCACUGGAUUCCAACCGUCGGAUGCACGUGCACCCCAUGCGCUGGAGCCAGAACUGUUCAUAGUAGUGUGUGUUGACCUGCAUGUGAGUCGUACAUCAACUGUGACACAUCCGAGGCUUUAAGAGGCCAUGCAGGUCCAGUUCCCUCUUACUGCCACAUGGCCAGAGACAGAACCUCUGUUUCUUGGUGCUCUUAGCUUGCACCUCUUUUUCCUUGUACUUAGUUUUUUGUUGGUUUUUUCCCCGCCCUUUAGUUGUAGUUAAAACUCAGAUUUUGUCAUGGUAAUUUUUAGUAAAAGUCAGACAGGUCACGGGCAAUAACCAAAAAUUCAAGGAAGCCUGUGACCUGUCUGUGACUUUUAUUAAAAAUGGUGAUGGGGGGGAGGAGGAGACAAGCUCACAGCAGUUGGGAGCUGCGGGUCCCCACUGCCCGUGGAGGCUCGGAGCUCCAGGACUGCAGGGAGUUGCUUGGCGCUCCAGGAGCUACCUGCUGCCCAUGGUGGCUUGGCGCUCCGGGGGCCGCCUGCUGUGGCUCAGCACUCCAGUGGCUUGGCGAUUCGGGCAGGCAUCUGGGUGCUGCAGGGCCCCCCACUGCCCGUGGGGACUGGGCGCUGUGGGAGACGCCCCAUCCCCAUGCCACAUCUGCGAGUUGCAGGACCCCUGCACCUGAGAUCACUGGUGCCCCCCACUAGCUGACAGCUCCAACCCUGCAGCCCCUAGGGCUGAAGCAGAAAAUGUCACAGAGAUCUCUGGUAGUCACAGAUUCUGUGACCUCCGUGACAUAAUCAUAGUCUUAGUUGUAAAGUUAGUUGUCCUUUCAGAUAAUUUGUUAGUUGUUGCCAUUUUGGACUUUUCUUCCCUUCACAGGACUCUUCCCCAGUGCAGGGUCUAUGCCCCAGCAAGCUGGGUUUAAGUACUGUGCUUCGCGCCCUUGCACCUUCUCUGUGAGCGACGAGCACCAACCUUGCCUCCUGCUUGGGUAAAGCUCAUAUCACUGCUCCAUUUGCAGCUUGCUCCCACCUCGGACUCUGUAAGCUUGGGAGCUUCGCCUCUGUAAGCUCCUCAUGGAAGAGGUGAUGCAGCCACGUGCACCUUUGGAUCCAGCACUGAGGGGAUCUGUCGGAGGGCCGAGCACUUCUCCCAGUACUUCCUGCCUGGCGUUAGCGGCACUGCUGCCUCUGCCCAAAUCCCACCGUGUGCGCAAGAAGCACAGUCGUGGGCAAAGGGCAGCUCACCAAUGGGGACCACCCCUGAACGCAACAUUGCCUCCCUGAGUCGUGCCAAGUCGUGCAUCGACUCAGAGGCACCCACUCCAAAGAAGCCUCGUUGAGAGCAUAAAUCCAAACAUGGCACUCUGCUGGAAGUUUUAUACGUAAGAGUUAACCCUAUGUUAAUUUUGUGGAUGACAGUGACAUGUUCAAAUUGUAAGAAUUGCAUGAGGAAGAAAACCGAAGUUUUAAGCCAGAAUAGGAGGAAGAUUUUGCAUUCACUGUUAAAGGUGGCAAGCCCCUGUGCCUUAUCCGCAAUGCAUUGCUCACUACAAAGUGAGCAACUUGAAACUUCACUACUAAACGAAUCACAAUAACUUUUCAUCUAAAUAUACACCUGAAAAAGAAUUAAGGAAAAACAAGUUAACCCCAUUAAAAUUACACCUCAACAGACACUACUUUCGGCAUUCAGUAAGGAAGCUGACAUAAUGACUGAAGCUAGUUUUGUUAUGUCAUGGAAUAUCGCUCAUGCCAACUGUCCAUAUUGUGAUGGAUAAUUUAAGAAGAAUAUUGCAGAAGUGGUUGCAAUUUUAGAUCCGAAUAACACAAGACUUCAACGACUAAUAAAGGAAAUUCCAAUUUUGUGCCACAUUAUGGAGAGAGAGAUCUCCCAGAUCAGUGCUGAUGUUGCAAGCAAGAUGCAAAAUGAUCUAAAGAAUUCUCUAGCAUUCAGGCUAGCUGUGGACAAAUCCACAGAUAUACAAGAUAAACCACAUCUAGCUGUAUUUGUUUGCUGUAUUUCCGCGGAUAUAAUUGUGAGAGAAGAAAUGUUGGACUUAGUGGCGCUAAAAGAAACAACCUGUGGGAUUGGCAUAAAGAACGCACUUGACGCAGCAUUGACAAAUGCUGCUGUAUCGCUGGAUAAACUAGUGAGUGUUUCAAUGGAUUGAGCACCUGAAAC